Molecule: messenger RNA, 2377 nt
Organism: Fimicolochytrium jonesii
Lineage: Eukaryota; Fungi; Chytridiomycota; Chytridiomycetes; Spizellomycetales; Powellomycetaceae
Exons: 3
Coding region: 66-2357 (763 amino acids)
Biological process (GO): folic acid metabolic process; tetrahydrofolate biosynthetic process; glycine biosynthetic process
Cellular component (GO): mitochondrion
Molecular function (GO): dihydrofolate reductase activity; NADP binding
Source: RefSeq, a predicted model, not a curated record
GGACGCCUGUUUCUUUCGGCAAGCAAGCAGGCCAACUCCUUCACUCGCCGCCCUGACCCUCCCACAUGUCAAACAGCACCACCCGCUUCACUCUAGUCGCCGCCGCCCUACGCAACGGCGGCGGCAUCGGCGUCAACAACUGCCUGCCGUGGCGAAUUCCUGGCGACAUGACCUUCUUCCAGAAAGUCACAACCUGGCUAGGACGGGGCUCGUCGCAGCCUUUCACACACAACACAGAACAUGGCGAUGCGACGUCUCCUCUCAAUGUGGUUAUUAUGGGACGCAAGACGUGGGACUCGAUACCGGCGCGGUUCAGGCCUUUGAAGGGGAGACUGAAUAUUGUGUUGUCGAGACAGUCUCGGCUGAGGGAUGCUAUCCGGAGUUCCAGCAUCCACGACAGCCCCGCGUACAGCUUCCCUACCCUCGAAUCCGCCCUCGCCUACCUGCAAUCCAUACCCCAUAGCGCCAUCUUCAUCAUCGGCGGAGCCCAACUCUACGCGAACUGCAUAACCCAUCACCAAUGCGAGCGGAUCCUGCUGACAGCCGUCGACCCACCCAACCCGAUUGAAUGCGACGCGUUCUUCCCGGAGAUUCCUAGCGAUCUGUUUAGAUUGGCGAGUGGGAGAGAGUUUGCGAAUGUGGUGGGGCAAGAGUACCCGGACGGGAUUCGUGCGGAAAACGGGUAUGGGUAUGAGUUCCAGAUGUGGGUUCGGCGCGAUGAUGAAAGGCAACGAACUGCCCGAGCGCCGUCAGAAUUGCCGGUAGAUCUCGCAACGUGCUCCUCCGACCGAGCCCACGGCCGAACAAGCCGACACCCCUUCCCCGACCCCUCCGUCUCUGCAAUCACCCCAGCGUCACAGACCCCACACGGCGCAUCCUACUCUCUAUCAAACUCCCACCCAUUGCUCUCACUCCAAAUCGACCCUUCGCUGGUCUGGCACCCCUCCGACAUGUCCGUGCCGUCCACCAUCCUCCCCAACGACCUCCUCCUCCUCGGCGGCGCCAACGCUCCGCCAGAGGGAGCUUACACCCCGCUGUUCACGCCGGAGAAAAGUGAACAGAGUUUUAGGACUGCGAGGUCGUCCGCUGGUAAAAGUGGGAUACCUUCACCAUCAGGAAGUGACCAUCGCCGGGAGGAAUCGACACCGUGGGAAGGCUUCAACAGCACAUUGGGCUCGACACCCAGUGAGCGGGCUGCCCGGAGCGAUUCGUCGAGGAGGGAUCAUGACGGGGAUAGAACAGUCACCUGUGAAUCGAACUCGGUGUAUGAUUCGCUGAUGAUGCGUGUCCAGGAGGUGUUGAUGCUCGAGGACCAGGAGAGUGCGGAUGAAGAGGUGGUGGUGGAUCCGGAAACGAGUUUGUUGCAGAAGGUGCACGAGAUUUUGCAGGGGGGUGAGGGAGUUACUAUCGUGGGUAUGCGAGAGGGUGCAGUUGCGCAAAGGAGGUCGAAUCAACAGCCGAUUGCCCUGGAUGUAUCUGGCCAUCGAGACCACUCCGCCCGUCGGGAUAACGACCAAGGAGAUGAACAACAAGACGACUUCCCCCACUCAGACCCCCUCCCCGGCCAAACCAACAUCGACUUCUCCCUCGCGGACGGCACGAUGGCCAUGUCGGACGUUGCGGCCGCCGUGCAUGCCAAAACAACGGUUAGGUCGAGACAGCCCACGCGGUACGGGGAAUGGAAUGCGCUGCGUGAGUUGGGUGGUACGAGGCGGGAUGUGGGGGGUAGACCGGUUGUGGGAGGGUUAGCUGGUGCCCCGCCGCCACCUGUGAGAGGAACAGUGAGGGAAAGGCCCGUGGAUCCGUCUAUAUGGGUGCCGCGGAUCGAGUAUGAGUCGUUUGUGAGCAAUGGGGGGGAGGAUAGUGUUGCUGAGCAUGAACUUGCCCCCAUCUUGGCGAAAUACGCGGCUAUCACUGCGGCCGGCCGGCGGCAACCGUCCUUGUAUCAACAUUCAAAGCAAGUGUUACACCAAAACCAUGUUGGGCAGCGGUCAGCGGGACCAGCCGGGCAGUUCCCGCCUCACGAAAUCCACCGCCCAACCUCCCUCAGCAGUGACGAGGAGGACUACGACUCGUACACGGCCCCACCGUCCGCCAUAAAUCUGACCAAUAUGGACAGCACAACCUUCGCCGACCAGCUCUCCCUUGCGAGUAUGGAGUAUAUGAAGCGGUAUGGGCUCGCUGGGGCUGGCGGUAGCGGUGCGCAAUCGGAAAAAUUGGGGAAGGAGGCAGCGGGUACAAACGCAUCGGUGCAAAGAUUGCGCUCGGUGCAACGUGAGCAGCUGAGUAAAGUGUUGGAUGUGGAGCGGAUUAGGAGGUUGCCGAAGUUGGGGAUGCCUGGGCCGAGGAGGGGGUGACGGGAUUCAUGCAUAGACUA